This is a messenger RNA of Aplosporella prunicola CBS 121167, 2889 nucleotides long. RefSeq lists its product as uncharacterized. The coding region runs from base 1 to 2889 and encodes 962 amino acids. The transcript is spliced from 2 exons. Gene Ontology annotation, biological process: alanyl-tRNA aminoacylation; tRNA modification. Gene Ontology annotation, molecular function: ATP binding; nucleic acid binding; amino acid binding. NCBI's taxonomy places the organism in Eukaryota, Fungi, Ascomycota, Dothideomycetes, Botryosphaeriales, Aplosporellaceae. Gene Ontology annotation, cellular component: cytoplasm; mitochondrion. The record is from RefSeq and is a predicted model, not a curated record.
AUGGCGUCUCUUGUCGACCAGCAGCAUGAAUGGUCCGCCGCGCGCGUGCGCAACACCUUCCUCGACUACUUCAAGAAAAAUGGGCACACCUUUGUGCCCUCGUCGUCGGUCGUCCCGCUGUCCGACCCCACCCUACUCUUCACCAAUGCCGGCAUGAACCAGUACAAGUCCAUUUUCCUCGGCACCGUUGACCCCCAAUCCGACUUUGCUCAGCUCAAGCGCGCCGCCAACUCGCAAAAGUGCAUCCGCGCCGGUGGCAAGCACAACGAUCUGGACGAUGUCGGCAAGGACAGCUACCACCACACCUUCUUCGAAAUGCUGGGCAACUGGAGUUUCGGCGACUACUUCAAGAAAGAGGCCAUCCAGUUCUCGUGGGAGCUGCUGACCAAGGUCUACGGCCUGGACGGCGACCGCCUGUACGUGACAUACUUUGAGGGUGACGAGAAGCUCGGCCUGGAAGCAGAUACCGAGGCCAGGGAUCUCUGGCUGUCUGUCGGCGUCGCCGAGGACCACAUCCUGAAGGGCAAUGUCAAGGACAACUUCUGGGAAAUGGGCGACCAAGGCCCUUGCGGUCCUUGCAGCGAGAUCCACUUUGACAGGAUAGGCGGCCGCAACGCUGCGCACCUUGUCAACCAGGACGACCCCAAUGUUCUCGAGAUCUGGAACAACGUUUUCAUGCAGUACAACCGCGAGCCUGAUAGGUCCCUCCGGCCGCUGCCCAACAAGCACAUUGACACUGGCAUGGGCUUCGAGCGUCUGGUUUCCAUCCUGCAGGACAGGACGUCCAACUACGACACGGAUGUUUUCACGCCGUUGUUCAAGGUCAUCCAGGAGAUCACCGGCGUGAGGGAGUACCGCGGCAAGUUUGGCGACGAGGACCCUGAUGGCAUCGACACUGCGUACCGCGUUGUUGCUGACCACGUCCGUCUGUUGACCUUCGCCAUUUCUGAUGGAGCUAUUCCGGACGCCGUCGGCCGUGGUUACGUCGUUCGCAGAGUUCUGCGGAGAGGCGCUCGCUACGCGCGCAAGUACCUCAACACCGACAUUGGCAACUUUUUCUCCAAGAUUGUGCCGACGUUGGUUGAGCAGGUCGGUGACAUGUUCCCGGAAAUCAAGAAGAAGGAGCAGGACGUAAAGGAGAUUCUUGACGAGGAGGAGCAGGCGUUCGCAAAGAGCUUGGACCGUGGUGAAGUCAUGUUCGACAAGUACGCCAAGCAGUGCGAGGAGCAAAAGACCAAGAAGCUGUCCGGUGCGGACGUCUGGAGGCUGUACGACACGUACGGUUUCCCCGAGGAUUUGACGCUCAUCAUGGCUGAGGAGAGAGGCCUUACCAUUGAUGACGCUGAGGUCAGGGAGGCUCAGGCUAAGGCCAAGGAGGCCAGCAAGGGCGAGAAGAAGGCUGGCGCUGCCAUUGUCAAGCUGGACGUGCACGCCAUUGGCCAGCUUCAGGAGAUGAAGAUCGCGCCGACCGACGACUCCGCCAAGUUCGGCAGGGACAACAUCAAGGGCCAGAUCAAGGCCAUCUACCACCAGGAGAAGAAGUUUGUCAAGUCGACAAGCGAGAUCCCCGAGGGCGAGCAGUUUGGUCUGAUCCUGGACAAGUCCAACUUCUACGCUGAGCAGGGUGGUCAGGAGUAUGACACGGGCAAGAUCAUGAUCGAGGGCGAGCGCGAGUCCGCUUUUGAUGUGCAAAAUGUCCAGGUCUCGAAUGGCUACGUCUUCCACACCGGUCACCUCAACUACGGCUCUCUCUCCGUUGAUGACGAAGUUCUCUGCGAAUAUGAUGAGCUCAGACGCAACCCUAUCCGCACCAACCACACCGGCACGCACGUCCUCAACUACGGCCUGCGUGAGAUUUUGGGCUUCGAGAUUGACCAGAAAGGUUCGCUCGUCGCUCCGGAGAAGCUGCGCUUCGAUUUUUCGCACAAGUCCGCUGUGACGGAGGCCCAGAUCAAGAAGAUUGAGGAGGUGUGCUCGGGCUACAUUCGUGACAACCGGUCCGUCUACGUGGAGCCCAUUGCCGUUGCGGAUGCUUACAAGAUUCGUGGUGUGCGCGCCAUCUUCGGCGAGAAGUACCCUGACCCCGUCCGCGUUGUCUCCAUUGGUGCUCCUGUUUCCGAGAUCAUGAAGGACCCCGACAACGAGAAAUGGGAGAAGCUGUCGAUUGAGUUCUGUGGUGGUACCCACGUUAACUCGACUGGCGAAAUCAAGGAGCUCGUUAUUCUGGAGGAAAGCGGCAUUGCCAAGGGCAUUCGUCGUAUCAUCGCUGUCACGGGUCAGGGCGCCUAUGACGUCCAGCGCGUCGCUGCUGACUUUGACGAGCACCUCACCAAGCUGGAGAAGAUGCCGUUUGGUGCGGAUAAGGAGGCUCUGGCCAAGUCGACCCAGACGCAGCUGAAUGAGCUGUCCAUUUCUUACGUGACUAAGGAGGCUUUCCGCAAGCGCAUGACUGCGGUCUCCAAGGCCAUCUUGGACGAGCAGAAGAAGGCGUCCAAGGCCGAGAACAAGAAGGUCUUGGAUGCUGUCACCGGCUACUUUGAGAAGAACAAGGAUGCCAAGUUCCUCGUCCAGAAGCUCGACUACUCGCCUCACGUCAACAAGGCCAUUACGGAGGCCAUCAAGCACGUCAGCUCCAAGAGCAAGGACAAGACUGUGUACCUGAUCUCUGCCAGCACGGAGGAGGGCAAGGUCGCUCACGGUUGUUACAUGGGUGAUCACUUCGAGACCCAGGGCGGCUCUGCCGGCGACUGGGCGAACCAGGUCUCGGGCGUCAUUGGUGGUAAGGCGGGUGGCAAGGGCAAGACUUCGAUCGGCCAGGGCACCAAUGCCGACAAGGUCGAUGAGGGUGUCGAGCUCGCUACCAAGUACCUGGAGAAGUUCCAGCUGUGA